AAUUUUACUCUCUACUUGUCAAGACCUACACAGUACUGCACCGCUGAAAUCACAAAAAAUCCACAGCCCCCCACACACUAAUUUGACCAGAUCAAAGGACCAUGUCUGAAGGAGAAAUUCCUGGGGAGAAAGGAGUCGGAUCAGAUGGAGAAACUCCGAAUGCUGUGGCAGCUCAAAAAGCUGAAAUCACUACUGAGAAGUUGAAAGACAUGGAAGGUGUAGAAGUAGUGAAGAUGCCUGCCCCUGACGAAGAUGUUCGGGAGAUUGUCAUAGUAGAUGCCAGCGCUUUGGAUGUUGAUUUAAAUCAAGGAAAAAUAGCAAAGAUUGAAAAUUUGGAAACACUGACACAGGUAGAGACUUUAUGCUUGAGACAAAAUUUAAUAAAAAAGAUUGAGGGCCUUUCAACACUUCAACAUCUCAAAGAACUUGAUUUAUAUGAUAACCAACUGGAAAUGAUUGAAAACUUGGAGGAGCUACGAAGUUUGGAGCAGCUUGACUUGUCCUUUAACCGUCUGAAGACCAUAGAAGGUUUAGAAAAUCUGCUGGCCCUUCAAAAACUCUACUUUGUACACAACAAGAUAGAUAAAAUCCAAAACAUCGAACAUUUGGUACAGCUUCGGAUGUUGGAGCUUGGUGCCAACAGGAUACGGGUGAUUGAGAAUCUAGCACCACUGACACGAAUAACCAGUUUAUAUUUAGGAAAAAAUAAACUAACAAAAAUUGAGGGCUUGGACACACUGGUCAAUCUCACUUGUCUCAGCCUCCAGUCCAACAGAUUUGUGAAGAUGGAGGGACUUGAUGCCUUAGUGAACUUAGAGGAACUUUAUCUUAGCGACAAUGGAAUUGAAAUGAUUGAGGGCCUUGACCAUAAUUUGAGGUUAAAUACAUUGGACUUGGCCUCAAACAGAAUUCAAAGGAUAGAAAAUGUUUCACACCUGACAGAGCUGCAGGAAUUCUGGUUCAAUGACAAUAAGAUGGAUGACUGGAAAAGUCUAGAGGAACUGGCACCAAUUAAAAUCCUUGAGACAGUCUACCUCGAGCGUAAUCCUUUGUGGAUAGAUCCAGAUAAUGCUGGACAUCCUGACCCAAACUAUCGGCGUAAAGUGAAGCUGGCGUUGCCUCAACUCCGACAGAUAGAUGCCACCUUGUGCAAAUGAUGCUGAUGAUGUGUGGUCUUAACAGACCAGAAACACCAGGAAUAUUCAGCUUAGAUUAGAGACUCAGUACUCGGUUGUUACAAUAGAGUACAUUUCUGAGUAUAUAAACAAAGCAGAUUGACAAAUGUCUGAAAGGUCUGACUGCAAAGUAGUAUUGGUAACAGAUGAUACUCGCAUGUAGGAUUAGGAAUAUUUAGCUCUAUCUAGAUGGAGGUAAGACAUUCCGGUAGCUUUUUCUAUGAUAAUGUGAUAAGUCAGAAGACUUCCCAGCCAUGAAAUGGAAGGUAUACUUAUUGUGUGAUCUGUGCUGUUUUUUCUGUCCGUCCACAAUUUCUAGGCAGACAUGAAGUAAGAAAUAUCUAUGUAAUUUUUACAGCAGCAUGACCUUGCUACAUUUAAUCUUUCAAAUGUUGUCAUUUUCUGCACAUAAAUAUGGGUCUUUGUUACAUUUUCUUUGUUCAAGAAUAUCCAGGUCACCAUUAGAGAUUGCUGGUGAGAUCAGUUGUUGUCCCAGUUUUACUUUCCUUUUUGCAUGAUAAUUAUAAAUUUAAAUACUUGGUACCCAUCUGUAUAAACACUUUGCCAGUGAUAAUACUUGGUAUACAUCUUUAGGGGAAAAGCUAGCAUAAUUACAGUGCUUAAUUAUUAGUUUGUUUUUCACAAUAAGACCUCUUUUUUCCCUCCAUCACAUCUAUAUGUUUCAAUUUACACGGGUCAUUUCUUUAUCUGCCAGCCAAACAUAAAUGAAUACCAUCAAAUGCUUUUAAAAUCCACAAAAUUCUGUCAUGUUUGACACAACAAAGUCAUACAUUAUAGAAUUGCCAUGAGUUUUUAUUUUAUUUUUUUUGUUUAAGUUUUUUAUAUUUGGUUACAAGACGCUAUAAUAUCACCAUUAUAUCAAUGAAAGUAUGCAUAUCUAAUAUACUGCAUUCCCUUACCUGAGUAAUCGACACCAGCAAUUACUACCUAGUUUAUGUAAUGUAAUUUAAAGUCAACUGGUUUUGUUUUUAAUUGAUAUUAUGAAUGUAGAGUUGACAGUUUCUGUAAUAUAAACUUAAGUGGUUACUAUGAGUUAACUGGUAACCAUGACAUUGAGUUAACUGGUAACUAUGAUAUCGAGUUAACUGAUAACCAUGACAUUGAGUUACCUGGUAACUAUGAUAUUGAGUUAAAACGUAACUGAUGUUGAGUUAGAUGGUAAAUAUGAUAUUGAGUGAACUGGUAACUAUGAUAAUGAGUUAUCAAUUAAGUAUGGUAUCGAGGUAACUGGUAACUGUAACAAUGAAUUAACUGUUGAGCAUGAUGUUGAGUUGAAUGCUUGCUGUAAUGCAUUUAACAGGUGGAAGCUAGCUUAAAAGCCAUCACAUAACGUUUGGCUUCAUUUCAGGUAUUUAACUUCUUUCUUUUAUAAUGUUUAAAAUGUAAGAUAUUUUUUGUUAUUUACCAGACUAAUAUUGCAAUGUUCCAGGUAUUCAUUGAUCUCAUAUAGCUAAGUAGUAUUUAGUAAUAAAAAAAUUAUGUAUAUAAUAUAUAAUAAAUGAGUAAAGUUGUGUAUAAGAUAACUAUGUGGUUGUAAUGUGAUUUAUUGUAAAAAAAAACAUGAAGGAAGAACCUGACUUUGAGUCCAUUUAGGUAAUGCAUCAAUUCACUUUAAAGCAAACACUAAGUUUAUUCAUUCUACCAAUGUUCAUGAUUUUAAUAGAAUGUUUAUAAAAUAGGCCCAGCAAUCUUGUAGGAAAUUCAUCAAUAUUCUGUUUAUUAUUAAAGUUGUGUCCUUUUGAGUUGCUGUAAGCCAGCAUCCUUUUGAUUCACUGUAACCCAGCCUCCUUUUGAUUCACUGUAACCCAGCCUCCCUUUGAUUCACUGUAACCCAGCCUCCCUUUGAUUCACUGUAAUGCAACCUCCAUUUGAUUCACUGUAACCCAGCCUCCAUUUGAUUCACAGUAACACAGCCUCCUUUUGAUUCACUGUAACCCAGCCUCCCUUUGAUUCACUGUAACCCAGCCUCAUUUUGAUUCACUGUAAUGCAACCUCCAUUUGAUUCACUGUAACCCAGCCUCCAUUUGAUUAACUGUAACCCAGCCUCCAUUUGAUUCACGCUAACCCAGCCUCCAUUUGAUUCACUGUAACCCAGCCUCCAUUUGAUUCAUGCUAACCUAGCCUCCAUUUGAUUCACGCUAACCCUCAGGAAAAACUCUCCUAUAAAUAUAGUGCUAUGUAUUGAUUCUAUGAGAUGUUUUUACCAGCUUGAGAGUUGGUAUACAUGUAUAUACUUGCUUCAUUAUAAAUUGGCUACUUGUUCAUGUUCAAAUUUUAGUGUACAUUUUUGUAUUACAUUACAAUGUGUAUUUUAAUCUUCCCUGUACCUGUAAAUUGGCUGUAUUAAACCAAUGUGAAUAUUGUGUAUAUAAUCACAUCAUCCUUUUAAACAAUAGCAAGACUACAUUUCAUUGUACCAUAUAAUUGUGAAUGAAGAUUAAUCUGUGUUUAUUUGUAUUUUUUUUUAAACCAAUAAAUACCUUCAACAUUUCUCCACAGAAAAGAGCAGUCAGGGUCAUUCCAAUUUUGUGGUAUAUAUAUUUCUCAUACAUCUUGUAUGGUUUUAGUGUUAAGAAUUGGUAGUAUUUUUGGUGUGACAGUAGAUGUCUGCCUAGAUGUGUUCCGGGAUAACCUACGAUAGUUAGGCUGAUGAAGUUGAAGGAUAGAAAUAACAAUCUUGUUUUUACUUUCUGACGAGUCUUGACAGUUAUUAAGACGUAGAUGUCCAUCACAAGUUUGAUGUCUAAAUGUUACAUUUAGAAUGUUGAUUUUGUUGACGUGAUAGAUUUAACAUCAUGUUUGUUUUAUCAACAUUUGAAUUCUCAUACCCUGUGAUCUGUCAUCUUUGUCAACACAUAAAAUCACCAAAUAUAGGUGAAAUGUUAUUAAAUUAUUUGAAAUCUGUGUGAUUAGAUGAAAUUUCUGUUUCUAGCCCAUCUUUAGUAAAUCUUGUAAUGAAAACAUACAAAAGAGACAUAUAUCACACAAAGGUU
Ylistrum balloti is the source of this 4189-nucleotide messenger RNA. Its product is annotated as protein phosphatase 1 regulatory subunit 7-like. Gene Ontology annotation, molecular function: protein binding. NCBI's taxonomy places the organism in Eukaryota, Metazoa, Mollusca, Bivalvia, Pectinida, Pectinidae. The transcript is spliced from 9 exons. The record is from RefSeq and is a predicted model, not a curated record. Bases 102 to 1157 code for a protein of 351 amino acids.